UUGCCUCAUGUGGUUCUCUUCCCUUUCUUUCUCGACUCCAUCAUGCCUGUGAAAUCCAAAAAGAAGCAGCAAAAAAAGAAGACUCAACUGAAAUUCUCAGUUGACUGCACCCACCCUGUUGAGGAUGGAAUCAUGGAUGCUGCUACCUUCGAGACUUUUCUUCAUGAUAAGAUCAAAGUCCAAGGAAAAACCAACAACCUUGGUGGAGAUGUUACAGUAGAAAGACUAAAGAACAAAGUCAGUGUGGUGUCUGAUAUUCCUUUCUCAAAAAGGUACCUCAAGUAUCUUACGAAAAAGUAUUUGAAGAAAAAUAACCUUCGUGAUUGGCUUCGUGUAGUGGCUUCUGACCAAAACACUUAUGAGCUGCGAUACUUCCAAAUCAGUAACGAGGAGGAAGAUGAUGAAGGAGAGGAUGAAUCUUAAUUCCUACCUUUGUUGCCUGUCAUAUUGGUGAAUUUCAAAUGAAAUAAAAUAUUUCAUAGAAAUA
Molecule: messenger RNA, 487 nt
Organism: Actinia tenebrosa (Australian red waratah sea anemone)
Lineage: Eukaryota; Metazoa; Cnidaria; Anthozoa; Actiniaria; Actiniidae
Product: large ribosomal subunit protein eL22
Biological process (GO): cytoplasmic translation
Cellular component (GO): ribosome
Molecular function (GO): structural constituent of ribosome; RNA binding
Source: RefSeq, a predicted model, not a curated record